Molecule: messenger RNA, 9284 nt
Organism: Anopheles moucheti
Lineage: Eukaryota; Metazoa; Arthropoda; Insecta; Diptera; Culicidae
Gene: CycT
Product: cyclin-T
Exons: 9
Coding region: 1256-5740 (1494 amino acids)
Biological process (GO): regulation of transcription by RNA polymerase II; positive regulation of DNA-templated transcription, elongation
Cellular component (GO): nucleus; cyclin/CDK positive transcription elongation factor complex
Molecular function (GO): cyclin-dependent protein serine/threonine kinase activator activity
Source: RefSeq, a predicted model, not a curated record
ACGGAGUGAAAAACAUAUUUGUGGAGUGCAUUUUUCUACACCAAAAUAAUACCAUCAAACUCACAUACCAGCAGCUGGAUUCGGUUGCCUUGCCUUCCCGAACGUGCCAGCCAACGUUUCGGAUAGUUUUUCAGCGAAGCAACGGCGACCCAGCGCGUGCACGACACGAUUUUCACAACCGGGCCCAAAAGCAGAAGCCAAAGCCAGUCCUAGAGAGUCAGCCAAUAAAGACAAGAAACGAGAUAAAAAAAAACGGCACGACACGACGUAAGAAGGCCCUCACUCUCUCGCUCUCUCUGUCGCUCCCACACCGUUCCCCUUUCACUCUGAUAGUUGCUUGCUUUGCGGUCGAAUGGCGUCUUGGGAAAUUGGUGUGACGACGGAAACUGCAAUGAAAUGAUGAAAUAAUUGCUCUAACCAUACCAACUAAAUGUACUUCUUGAGCGCUUUGCGCGGGUUCGCAGCAAUUGACCGCGUGUGCAGUGGUGGCGGUAGUCUGCUUCCCCGAUGGCCAGGGUUAGCUGAAUGUCUACUGCUCGGAUACGUUGGCGCCUAAAGUAGAGAUCUUCCCCUAGAUCAUUACGGGCCGACCAGGAAUAGAGCAUGCAAAAGUUAUCUGUGACGUUGCAAAACAAAAAUCCCACUGCCAACGAUUGAUCGCCAUAUUUUCCGUAUUAGAAAAGGCGUGUGUGCAAGUGUGCGUGCAAGCGACGAGCGUGUGUGUUUAACGGUAACACUGGGUGGCAGUGUGUGAGUGCGGUCGAUAAACAAGGGUGCAAGGUUUGUGAACGCGCGCGUGUGUGUGUGUGUACGGUACCUUUCACAACACGCACACAGUGUUAAACGGCUUGUUCGGAACGCAUCAUCUGCUGAAACGUGUUUAACGAGAUGGGUGGUGGUGGAUUUUAGUAGGCUGCUUCUAUGUUUAUUUCUAAACGUCACAAACGUGUGCCAGGUACGGAUGGAUAAACUCAGAAUUAUAAACAACAAUCUCCGCACCAUUGUACCGCGCUUUGGCUGAGGUAAAGUAAAUACUCCAAACUUCACUCUCUGGCACAAUCAAUCUUAGAAAGUCCGGUAUGAAAGCAUGCCUGCUUAGCAUCCGAACAAGCAGAACGUAGGAUUCUUCUGUCGAGGACACGCUCUGGUGACUCUCCUGAGCUCAGGUGGUAGAGGCAUCAAUCGAACUUGCACUGUUCCUAUCACUGGUCGGCGUAAAGGAAAGCGUCCGAUCACCUCGAAUACCUGACCAUCGAUGGCUUCUGGUGGUAGCGCGAGCGGAACGACGAGUAAGAACGAUGACUCGAAAUGGUACUUUACAGCCGAGCAGCUCGCGAGCUCGCCGAGCCGCAAGUGUGGCAUGGAUGCGGAUCAAGAGCUUAUGUACAGACAGCGUGCUGCCAACCUGAUACAGGAUAUGGGUCAGCGGUUACAAGUAUCUCAAUUAUGCAUCAACACGGCCAUUGUUUACAUGCAUAGGUUUUAUGCAUUUCAUUCGUUCACACAAUUCCAUCGCAACAGCAUAGCUGCCGCCGCCCUAUUCCUAGCAGCAAAAGUCGAAGAACAACCACGCAAGCUGGAACACAUCAUCAAGGUCGUACACAUAUGUCUCGGACUGGACGCACCGGAUCCGAUGCGGGAAAAUUAUGCCGAACAGGCGCAGGAUCUAGUGUUCAAUGAGAAUGUGCUGCUGCAAACGUUGGGGUUUGAUGUGGCCAUCGAUCAUCCCCAUACUCAUGUAGUGAAAACCUGUCACCUUGUGAAAGCUUCCAAAGAUUUGGCACAGACAUCUUACUUCAUGGCAUCCAAUAGUUUACACCUUACAACCAUGUGCCUGCAGUACAAACCGACAGUCGUGGCCUGUUUUUGCAUUCAUCUCGCCUGCAAAUGGUCCCGAUGGGAGAUUCCGCAGUCGAACGAGGGUCGCCACUGGUUUCACUAUGUGGACAAGACGGUAACGCUCGAUCUGCUGAAGCAGCUGACGGACGAGUUUCUGCACAUUUUCGACCGCUGUCCGACGAGAUUGAAAAGCAAAAUGAAAUCGAUACGGGCAGAUUCGGGAGCGGAGGAAUCCGGACGACGAACAGGCGGUAGCAGUAGUAGCAGCAGUAGCCUAAUGGCUGCACCUUCCUCAUCAUCGGUACCGCGCGGUCUUGAUGAAGGCAGUUCGACCUCAUCGUCCGCCUCUAGUCAUCAUCGUCCUAAGCAGGGUUCCAGCUCCGAAAUGAUGAAACCGCACGGAAUGUCGUCUUCCGGGAGCCAUCAAAAGAUUCCUUCCUCGUCGUCGUCUGGUUCGGGAUCCCGUUCGCGUUCCGAGCGACCACCCGCUGGUCUAUCGUCCUCCGGUAGCUUGGCGGGACAGCAGCAACAGCAGCAAGCACCGCCCCAGCAUUAUGGAAGCGGUGGAAGUAGUAGUAGUAGCAGUAAUAAUAGCAAAGGUCCACCAUCGAUAUCAUCGCACCGGGGCAGCAUGUCGUCGUCUAUGUUGAUUAACCCUUCCAGUGCCGUGUCAUCUCAGCGAUCGAGCGCCGGUGGCUAUCAGGGACACGAGGGAAGUAAAUCCCGCCAACCGUCGUCCGUUUCCGGACUCAUGCAGCAAGCAAGCGGAGGAAGUGCGGCAACAGGUGCUGGUGGAAGCUCGUCAUCCGGUUCUUCAUCGUCCAUGCAUUCCGGUUACAAUCAGAUGAAGGCGGAACGGCACAGUAGCAGUGGCCAGAAGCUAGCACCAAAACCACAGACAACUUCCUCAACGUCAGGCCCCGUCGCACCGAACUAUAACGCGAAACAUCAACAGCAAGCGUCCCAGCAGCAACCUUCAUCGCUCUUUUCUCAUCCGCCAAGCUACAACCAAUCGAUCAGUGGCCGUGCAUCGAACCUUCCCCUAGCUGAGCAGCAAUCGUUAUCGAGUGCGGGCAGUAGCAGCAGUAAUCAGCCAAAAACAGAACCAUCUUCCUUCCGAUUGCUUGACGAAUCGAUUGGACGCUUAACCGAUCCGAUGCAGAUGUGUACACCGCCGAAACAAAACAAACCAUCAUCAAUCUUUAGCCCGGACUGGAAAGAUUCGCAAAACGAAUCGUUGCAGAAUUUACCGCCGAGUAAAUCGCGAUCGAGCGGCCACUACGGUAAUGUAACGGCCGGUGCAACAUCAUCCGAUCGAUUGCUAAAACCACCGAAGGGUAGCCCUAGCGGCAAGAAGCAACAGCUGCAACAGCUCCAACAGCAUCACGGUUCCACAAUGGGACCAUCACGCUCCGAUGCGCAGAAGAAAGAACGCCGUUUGGACGCGUCUUCGGGGCUCAAUGUGCAGCAACCAUCAAGCAAGCAUCAGCUGAUGGCACACGACAAAAAAUCGCUAAUGCCACCAGGGUCCUCCAGCGCUCUUCCGAUGGUCGGUGGCAAUAGUAACAUUAGUAACACUGGUAGCAAUAACGGUAGUAGCAGUAGUAAUAUUCACUCUAGCCACAAUUUAAAACGAUCACUAGACGGAACGGUCUUACCCCCGAACGUACUAGCCGCCAGCGAUGGUUCGUCGCUUGGCAAUCUUUCCGGUAAUGGGGCGCCUGGUGGUACGAUGGGAGCAGCAGGUAGUGCCGCUAAUACCAGCGCUAGCAGCAUGUCCACGCAAGCGAAACGGCCGCAUCCGAGCAACGAACAGAUUCGACAAGACGAUGGGACCGAUUUCCGAGAGCAGAAAGUACGUCGAACUGAACCAUCCAACUCAUCGUUUCUCUCUUCCGGUUCGCCUUCAGACCAGCUGUUCAACUCCUCCUUCGAUCUGGCCAGCACGUUCGACAAGAUGGACGAUUCCUCGUCACUGUUCAACUUUAACGACAGCUCACUGCUUUCGCAACCGCUGCUGAGUGACUCGAAACCGUCGACGCUGGCAAAAAGUGGCGGCAUUUUUAGCAACACAAUUAACGGCAUCGAGACGAACGCAGCGCUCGUUAGCAGUUUACUGAAGGAAAGUUUGUUCAACGAGACGCCAAAAUUCGGCUCCCUUUACGGUACGAAUGAGGCACUGCCUGGUGCGGCACGGUCUGAUGUUACGGAUACAAAGCCAAUCGAUACGAGCGGCAGUGCACCGUUAGCUAUGGACACGAAACCACAAAUUACUGCGAUGGAUAAUUUGCACGGACUUCCGCCAUCGUCCGUUGGCCAGCAACAGAUGCAAGCGGGUGGUGCGGGCGAUUCUGUACCGUCCGGUGUGGUUCCACCUUCCUAUCCAUGGGUAACUACGAAUGCUAACCUUGCGAGUGAUACUUCCGUCAGUGUUCCGCCGCCAGCGAACGUACAACCAGUACCAGGGGCUGCUGCCGUGAUUGAUCCCACGACACAAUCCACACUAGGUACGACGGCCUCAACGGCUUCCGAUCCAGACACGGACCAGGGUGCCGGUAGUCAUAGGUCUAAAUCGGAAAAGAAAAAGAAGAAGGAAAAGCACAAGCACAAGGAAAAGGACAAGACGAAGGAUCGCGAUCGCGAGGAGAAGAAAAAGCACAAAAAAGACAAAGACAAGCACCGGGAUCGUGAACAUCGGGAGAAAGGUGAUCACCACUCGGGGUCGGGCACGGGAUCGGAGAAUGUUACCGGUGGUGGUGGUGCUAUCGGCAGUGGUCAUCAACACGGUUCACAUUCGGCCCAGGAUCCACAGCCACCACCCGGUCCGAUUAAGAUCAAACUUAACCGAGCGAUCAUCCCGCCAGUGGUGGAUGGAAUUGGAUUGCAUGCGUCCGGUUCUGGAGGUUCCGCCGGAUCUGGGUCAGGGAAUGAUGGAUUGAAGAUAAAAAUUCCUAAGGAUCGAUUGUCCGGUUCGUCCUCAUUGCCCGGUGGUCCGGCAACAGGCGGUGCAUCGUUAUCAGCCGGAGGUUCCCACAGCGCAUCGGGGCAUGGUGCUUCCGGUGCCGGUAGUUCUUCCAGCGCUGGUGUUGGUGGCGGAUCGGCGUCCUUAAAAUUGAAAAUUUCCAAGGAUAAAAUAGAACACUACAAUGUCAGCGCUACAAGCGAGGCAAUUGGUGGCGGAGGUUCACAUCUUAGCGGUGCGGUUGGUCCUGCUGGAGGAAAUGUUCUCAUUGGCGGACAUGGCGCAAUCAUGGGCAUGGGAGGUCCCAAUGCCAUCGGUAGCGGCAGUAGUAAUAGUGGUAGUAAAAAGAAGGACAAGGAUCGUGAGAAAAGUAAAUCGAAGUCAUCUAGCUCAUCUUCGGAACACGGAAAUCGUCAAAAUGGUGGCGGUUCAGUGGCUCCCGGAAACAAUAGUAGCAAAUCAUCUAGCAAGAAUCUAUCAGCUUUACCGCAGCAGCAAUCCCAACCGCAACAGCAGUACGGUAUCUACAAUGCGAACCAAUCGAUGGCGGCUGUAUCCGCCCCUAUGUCCGCAGCCGGAUUGCUACCAGGUCUGCACGGCUAUAAUCAUCAGGCUGGGUUCGACUACCUACAGCAGCAACAAUCGGUUGCAGCACUCCAACAGCAACAGCAGCAACAGCAACAGUACUAUUCCCAAUAUGGUCAGUUCGGCCAACAACAGCAGCAACAGUUUCAACAGCAAAUGGCGGCCUCCGGUGCCAAUUCGAUGUUGAUGAACGCAUCCGGGGCCGGUGUGGGCGCUGGCAUGAUUGGUAAGAUUUCCGGACAACCAGGCCCGGUGGGCCUGCAAUCUUCCUCAUUGCCACCGUACUAUUAUGGUGGAGGAUCCGGUGCAGGAACGGCCACCAAUCAGGGUAGUGGUGGUGCUGGUAAAAAAUAAGAUGAUUGCGUUUCACUAGCAAACAGUAGAACCACAGCUCUAUGCGUUCUUUAUGUGUCUAUUGUCAGCCGCAUUGCUGUGAGUUCUAGGAGUACGCGUGGAAGCGUUUCCCGUUGGUCCAGUUUUGUUAAAACUCUUUUAAUGUAUAUAGUUCGAAGCAAUUUCUUAAUUUCGACAUUUCGUUUAAGUGUAGGUUACGCUACAGAUUGCGUUCGCAUGAGCAUACAAAUGUGCGGAACACAACGGUCUCUGCCACAUUUGCAGCGAUGUAGUACCGUCCGCCGAGAAUCGGAAAGGAUUUUUAGUUGUUUAUUUUAUAAUUAUUUGAUUACAAAUAUAUUAAACACUGCGAUCGACAAGAAGGACUAAAAAAAAAAGUACUGUUAAAUGUUUACCAAGUGUCGUUCUUUGCAGCUAGCUCUUUUUUUGGAUACCUAUUUUUAGCUACAGAUAAUGUUAAUGAGUUUGCGCUAACGCAACGACAAGCAGGAACCUCGGCGUAUGAUUUCCGAGAGAUAUAAAGGAUGAUCGUUUGAUAUGUCCAAAUUACUAUACUAGUUUGUGACACUUUAACUUUAACUCUAGGCUCUGUAAGGCGGUCUAGCGUCACCGUAUUAAUUGGAAUACGUGCGAUACGAAAUGAACGUAUCGGUAGAUAAUAUCAUGAAUGAUAUACGAGUUCAAAUUGUUGUUUUGAUCCCUGUUGCAAGUUUUUAGCAAGCAGUAACUCUUCUCCCGGCAGCAAUCAUAUUGUGUCAAGAAUGGGAAAGCAUGUUUCUGCCAAACGGACGGAUAUUGGGUUUAUCUACCUAUGUUGCACGGUACACGGUAGGGGCGCAGUAAGGAAAACACUUAAAAGAAUGUAAUAAAAAAAAGAAAACGAUAAAAAAGACAUCGGAUGUGUCCGUGUCAGAGAUUGUGACGGUUUAGUUUAAGUUAGUAAAACAAAUCAAUUUAAAAACAAAAACAAAACAAAAUCUCUUAUGAUUGUCCAAUGAUAUAGGCAAAAUUGCAAACAAAAACUGAUUCGACAUUUCUAAUGCUUUGGCCUCACGCCUAUGUUGUGUUUAUUCACAUUGUAAUACUUCUUAGAAGUGCAAUUUCGGUUUCCUAACGAUGCAUUAACUCUUUGUGUUUCUUCUUCUGCUAUUUGGCUUAACGAUUGUUACCUGAAUGUCGAAUACUUUGCAGUUAAUACCUUAGUAUUUACAAUGGAAAUUCGACCAUUCGGUCCAUUCGACGUUCUGGGGAAACUCAUUCGUAAUAGUUCAAAACGACUAUUUCUUUUCCUCUUCUUGGUGUAAACGCGGCGCUAGGAGGACGUUGGCGUCCUCUUGGGUCGUACCUGUCAUUUCUUUCUUACUAGACUUAUUUUACGAUGAGGUUUUUAUUUUGCUAUGAGGUAGCCCAUCCAAAGCUAUCCCCCGCAGCAAGGUCUGACUAUACGGAUACGUGGUAAAAUAAGUCUAGUUAGGCAGAAAUGGCAGGCUUAGUAGGUCGUUACCAUGGUUACGGACGUUUAUCGAAAUUUCCGAAUGAAAAAAUACAAUGACUGAGGCGAAGAAAGCUUAUCCGUAACCAAUUGGACACCGUAACACACAUAACAGAAUCAGCUCCACUUGAGUUUAGGCUUCAAAAUUUCGCCAACGAGUCAGACUCGUUGAAAUAACGUACGAAGGGUUAAUGGUAUUAUCAAAACAAAAUACAAAAAAAAAGAUUAAAAAGGUAAAACUCAAGACAAAAAAACACACACAAAUUAAUCUAUUAUAGCGGAGAAACGGUUCAACACUACGAAAAGUUAUUCAAAAGUUACAAAAUCGAUCGAAAAAGAAGAUACAGCAAAUAUAUCAAUUAGGCAAUGUGUAGGGACGGUGCGUAGCGAAGAUAUGUUUUUUUUGCCAACUGGUGGAUUACGAUAAUGUUGCUGCUAUUUGUACUCAACCCCAUAGCCACCGGCGGGGCACUGCUGGAUCUGUACUGUGUUUACCAGGUGACGUUUAACGUGGAGUGCGGCGAAUAAAGGAUGAGAUGGGGCGUACGUAAGAUUUGUGCAUAUUACAACAAUUAUUCACUCUUGGAUGCUUACCCUCUUGUUCAGAAACAUUACGCUAGGAGCUAAAUAAUCCAGUACAAUCUACUCGCAUUACCAAUAAUAUCACGUGGGUCGAGCGUAGGAGCGAUUUAACUGAAUGCUUACAACACGGUGGCCCCAAAUCGUACGUAACUAUGAUAAGGCUGCGGGACUGCGGGAAAAGCAAUAGAACAAACGGGCGAGAGUUGGCGAAUCCUACACGCAAACACAUACUUUGAGUAUGCGAUACUUUCCAUUGAUUGUCGCCACAAACACGUACUGGCAACUAAGUAAAUACUAUUCAACUACAUAUUGACUAGAGAAAAUUAAAUGCAAACGUACACAAACAUACACCCUUUUUGCUAUAACAAAUAGUCGAACACAAAAAGUAAAAUACUUCAGAAGGACACUGUUGUUGCGCUAAAUUCCCGCAUGCACACACAAACACAAAACAAAACAUUUAACAAAGAAAACUAUACACAACAAAACACUCGAACUGAUAAGUCUGAAUUAGAUGGAAACUUUAGUAGAUGAAGAAACGGUUAAGGUGGAAUUCGCCAACAGCGCGAUAGUUAGUCCAUGAGAGUGAGAAUGAGAAAAGAUAAGAAACAAAGGUCGAAAUGAUAAAGAAACCGGAGAAGUAAUUUUCAAAGAAAUAUAUAAUACUGAUUUGUUAAAAAAAAAAUCUCUCCAUAAACCUUAGCGCUGGUUGAAGCAGAAAAGAGUUUCGAAAACAACAUAAAUAACUUUGUUUCGUAAUUGGCAUGAAAGCAGUUGCAGCAGUUCCUAGUUCUGGAAUCGACUUUAAAGCAAGAUGUGACCAGAGAUGCUUGCUCCGGCUCCAUCCCGAAUUUACGACCUACAAUGUAUGGAAGUGCAGCCAUAAUUUUCGUUCUCGGCAGUUGGCCACGGGCUGCUUAUUGCACUUGAAGAUAAGCGAGGAGAUUCAUUUACCAAUUCGGAUGGUAAUGAAGAGCAGAAAAGCAUUUGCAGUAGUUCAAGCGGUGUAGAUGAUGAUGGUGGGUUUGGAGAGGAAGGAAGUAACAAACUAACAAGCAAGCUAUUUAACGGAAAUCAACUAAUCUACAAAGAAAAUACAAAUACGGAAUCGAAUGAAGAAAACGUUGUUGUUGUGCGUCAGCCGCCACCCUUCUUUUCCCAGAAUGUUGAUCGGCGCCAAACCUAAAGCAUACCGAAAUCCUGCGCACUCCCGCGAUACCGAUCGCGAGAUAACGAUCGAUCCGCGCAAACAUAAUAUGCAAACACUCGUCACGUGCAGGCGUGAACGAAACAAAUGGAAAUAAAACAAAGAACAGAUACAGAAGAAAAAACUAUCAAACGAAAGGUAUGAACUUAAUCGUGUAUAUUAUUUAAGCUUAAUUUAUCUGUUUAAGAAUGCAUAUUUUAGUAACAAAUUGUCCUACCAAUGUUUUGUUCCCAUCCUUUGUUUAAGUAUAAUAAAUUAGGGUAUGU